This is a messenger RNA of Xyrichtys novacula (pearly razorfish), 4264 nucleotides long. The record is from the annotation of a GenBank genome assembly. Lineage: Eukaryota; Metazoa; Chordata; Actinopteri; Labriformes; Labridae.
AUGUCCCUCCUCACCCACCUGCUGGCAUGUCUAUUUGGGAUGGGCUCCUGGGUCUCCAUCAAUGGCCUCUGGGUGGAGCUGCCCCUCAUUGUCCCCCAGAUCCCGGAGGGCUGGUUACUUCCUUCAUACCUCUCUGUUAUCAUCCAGAUGGCCAACAUCGGUCCCAUCUUUGUCACGCUAAUGCAUCGCUUCCAACCCGGCGUCCUCAACGAGACUGCUGUCAUAUAUUUUAUCAUCGGGCUGGGGACUGUGGCGACCUUCCUGAUGGGUUUCUUCUGGAAGGAGACCUUGGUUGUGGCCGGUGCUUCUCGCAGUGUAGCCCUGCUUGCGUUGACUUUCUUCCUCUCUGUUGUUGACUGCACCUCCUCUGUCACCUUCCUUCCCUUCACAAUGCGCUUAAAGCCCCAGUAUCUGACCACAUACUACAUCGGGGAGGGUGUGAGUGGCCUCCUGCCUGCUUUGGUGGCUAUGAUUCAGGGCGUUGGGGUCGUCCGCUGCGUAAACAGCACACAGUUACCAGACCACACCCUGAACACCUCCGAUGGUGCUUCAACCUUUGAUCUCAGGGCUGAGUAUCUGCCGGCGAACUUCUCUGUGGAGGUGUUUUUCUUCUUUCUGAGUUUCAUGAUGCUGGUGUGCCUUGGGGCGUUCUUGCUGCUUAACUAUCACCCAUCUGUGGCCAGGGAGCAUCCAAACACUUGCCUCAGAAAUGGAGUAAAAGACAAAUCGCUGUCAAAAAGGAAGGGGGCCGAGGAGAAGCCCAUGAUGGAUCCCUACAGAGAAGUAAACCCAAAGCGAAAAAGCAACUUUGGCACAGGCACAUACAGCUGGAUGCAGGUGAUUUAUAUCUUUGUGAUCCUGGCCUGGGUGUGCGCUCUGACUAACACUUUAGUCCCUUCAGUGCAGUCUUACUCCUGCCUGCCAUACGGGAACAAAGCCUACCACUUAUCGGCCACCUUGGCUGCUGUGUCCAACCCACUGGCCUGCUUCAUCGCCUUGUUCCUCCCCAUCAGGUAAACAUGUUGAAAUAACAGUUUAGGUCACCUAAGAUACAUUUCCUCAUCACAGCAAUCAAAAGUGGGUGAAAAGAGAAGAUAACACCAUAUAAGGUAACGUUAAAGCUCCUGUGAGCUUUCAGUUUGGGUAUUUUUUGACACCCCAAGUUCUCUUUUCUGGUUUGUCUGGCUUGUCUAACACCAACCCCCGCUCUAUUUUCGGGUAUUAAAAGCACCCAUAUAAAUACUCAUAUUAAAUCUGUAUACUGAUGGUUCUGUUUGCAGUUAUAACUUAUAACAAGGCAACAGUUUUCAUUUCAAUCUGCUUCACAACCAGCUAAAAACUCCUCACAGGAGCUUUAAAUUUGUUUCUGGGUGAUCAGAAGAGCUUAUUUUAAUGAAUAAAGUUAUUACAUUAAUUUUACUAAGUGUUUAACUUUCUGGUUUAGCUGCAAACUUCAGUUUAUAGUAAAGAAAAUGACAUUUAUAGCUUUCAGUAAAGUUUGGGCGUACUUUGGUUUGUGUUACCUUUUAUUAUCACAUUAGCUGCCCUAAAUUUGACUCCAAUCUCAGCCCCUCUCCUCCUGUUUUAUGUUCAUUUCCACUUUCCUAUCCAAUAAAGGUGAGGGACAAAACAAUAAUAACAAAAAAAGAUAAUUAAAGCUCCUGUGAGGAGGUUUUUUGCUCAUAAAUAAACAGACUGAUGUUAAGAGUGGUGAGUCUCCAUGAGUUAAAAGUACAAAUAAGACUUUAGGCAACAAGACCGACCAUGUCUACGUUGUGUUUUUUUUAAUCCCUGUAGAGACUUAGAGGGGGUUUGAUAGCAGCAUGUCAAAGUACAACCCUUUUUUUUACAGGACUGUAGGAGAGAGACAAAAGGCACUACUUAGUCCACAGGGGGCGCCAAAACACCACAAACAGAAAGCUGCAAACAGGAGCUAAAAAUAAGUGGUCACAAGAUAAUGAAAAAGUUAUAGGGUCCGUGUACUUGGCGGCCAACAGAAUUUCAUUUUCAAAUAGAAAAAAAGAAAAUUGGGAGACAAGCUGAACUGUCUUCCAAAGACCAUUAAGGAAUCAGGAGACAAAAAAACGAAAAUCAAAAUAGGAGCGUGGAAAUCUUGUGUAAUUUAAUUGAUUUGUGAAAACACCCGAUAAUCAGUGCCCUUCUUCCUCCCUGUACCCGGUGAGAACAAUGUUUUUGUAUUGCUUUUUAAACUGGGUCAUUCAACUGGUUAAAGAAUUCUUUUUAUUAUUAUUGCACAUAAGAUGCUUUGUAAAAAAAAAAAAAAAAAAUACAUUUUAACAUGAGAAUGCCUUUAGGUGAUUCAGAACAUUUACAGCUAUAUUAUAAUUAACACAUUUCAACAAUCUGAACUGAAACUCUGAUCCUCUCAUCAGAGUCCUUCACUUUCUCAGACAUAUGUUAAUCAAAUUUUUCCGUAAACAAAAAAAGAACACAUGAUAAAAAACAAACAACCAUACAUUUGGCUCACACAUACACAUUAUGUUUAAAUUUAUACAGGCGAGAGAUUCAGGAGUCGACUUAUACAGAUGAAAUAAUAGGGUCAUAUAUUCAAAGAAAGGUACCUAGAAGCAGGAACAUUAAUUAUAUAAGACGUCACAUUUUUAAGUGAGAAUGGUAGAUUUUUAAACAAAAAUAUGACAGAAUGGGUUCCCAUGUUUUACGAAACACGUCAUCUUUGCCAUGUAAUUUACAUGUCAGGUAGUCCAAUGCAACACACUCCAGAGUCACCCUUUGCCACUGAGCCUUGGCUGGGACCAUAUCCAGGAUCCAAUUGAAAAGAAUACACUUUCUACCACAGAACACAAGUGUUUGAUGGAGUAUUCUUCUAGCAGACAUAAAGGAUUAUUGUUUGUAUUAUUAGAUAGAAUCUUAUAAAGAAUUACUCCUUACCCCUGGCCAAAUGGCUGAACUAACCCCAGAACUACUAUGAUGACUUUAUUAGUCCUCUAAGCUAAAAUGGUGGACUUUUAUGUUAGGUUUUUGACCUCAUGUUGGAGCUCAUAGAUACCACAGUUGAUGUAUAAAACAAAUUUAAAAUGAUAUUUUUUGGUCUGAACACAAUUCUAAUCAAUCUUAUGACAGACUAAAUUCACUUUCAAGAGUGAAAAAUGUUUGUUUUUUUUGGUAAAUAAAUGUGUAACCCCUUCACCCAUGUGCUUCUAACCUUCACAGACUCCAUGAAUAGACCUUUUUCACAGUACGCGGAAGUUGGCAUUCUGCUCACCUCCGGUGUUAGCGUGUGGUGGAGCCACUUAGCAUCGCCCAUAGACGGCCAUUCAUUUUUCACGAUAUUAACAAGCUUGAGACUCGUUUUUUUGAAAGGUAAUGUAAAAUUUUAUGCUUUGUGCCGUUUUACUAACUCCUGUUCUUCAUAAUACUGUCCGGAUUUUGUACUUUACUUUUCUGGAAUUAUGUUUAAUAGGUCUGGAAAUUUUCUGAUGAUGGUAACCAUUGCUCUUCAGUAAUGACCUAUUUAACAUAAUUCCCGACAAGUAAAUCACAAAAUCCGGACAGUAUUAUGAAGAACAGGAGUUAGUAAAACGGCACGAAGCAUAAAAACUUUCAAAAAAAUGAGUCGCAAGCUUGUUAAUAUCGUGAAAAAUGAAUGGCCGUCCAUGGGCGAUGCUAAGUAGCUCCACCAACACGCUAACACCAGAAGUGGGCAGAAUGCUAACUUCCGCGUACUGUGAAAAAGGUCUAUUGAUGCCCAUAUCCUAAAUAUUUGGUCACAUGAUCAAUUUCUUUGACCAUUUCCAAGCAACAGGAGGUGGUUUAACUUACCCUUUGGCUCAACCUUGUGUUCAGUCUACCUUGUGUUGUGUUUUCACAGAUCUUUGCUGCUGAUGGGAGCUCUCACCUUGUUCGGCAGUGGGAUUGGAGCUUAUAUAAUGGUCAUGGCUGUGAUGAGUCCAUGUCCGCUGCUGGUUAAUGAGGUUUCCGGCGGGGUCAUCAUGGUGAGAAUUCUGUUUUUCUCUUUAUUCGUGUAAAAAUUAACGUCUGUUCCCACACAAACAUACCUUUCUGUGCUGCUCAGGUGCUGGCCUGGUUCUUCUUCGUCCUCAGCCUGUCGUAUGUGAAAGUGAUCGUCGGCGUGAUCCUCCGAGAUGAGGGCCACAGCGCCCUCGUGUGGUUAGGCGCCGUCGUGCAGCUGGGCUCCAUGCUGGGAGCCGUGACCAUGUUUCCUCUGGUCAACGUUUACAGCUUCUUCACAUCAGGAGACAUGUGCAACACAAAAUGCCCUUAA